AUGAGCCUGAAUACACCCUUCCUCUGCUUCUCCCUUGUAGUGCUCACCCUGGCCUGUGGGGUCCACUCCGCGCCCAGGCCUGGGCUGUUCUCGGUGAUGGCCGAUCGUGACUUGUGCGUGUUUGAAGACCCCACCUCGCUGGUGACCUUCUCCCCCAGCGCAGUGGUGGGCAAUCUUCUGCUGCACCAGAGGGUGGUCUCUGUGGUGGCCAGUUCCAAGCCUGGUGGAAGCUUCGUUGUGUUUGGUUCGCAGACUGUCGCAGUGCAUAGGCAAGCACACCGCCCCUUUGAACUCGCCUUCAACUUUCACCCCGACAUCACCAUUUAUGACGCCACCUACGUUCCCACCACCGGCGUACUCAUGGCGGUCGGUGUCAACGGGUCGACUGGUUGGCCUGAGGUUGUGUUCUUUCGCUCCGAGGACGGUGGCUUCAGGUGGACCUCCUGGCCCAGUCAGCGUCACACCUAUUCUACCAGCGGCUCCAUCUCCUUUUCCUCUUCUGGCGACCUCGGCCUCUGCGUGCUGGGCGACUACAUUUUUAGGUCCGUUGAUGGUGGGCGCUCGUGGGUGAACAGUGCCUGGAAUGCCUCAAGCGGGUUGGUGACGUCGGUGGCGGUGCUUGACUCGUCCCUCGCCGUGGCCACCACCGCCAACUCACGGGGAGGGGGCAUGGUGCUCAUCUCCACCAACGCCGGGGCGACUUGGCAGUUGAACCCGAACGCGGCCUUUGCCGCAGGGUCCGGCGUUGUGCUCGUCGACCGGCAGACUUGGGUGGUGGCCACCCAGAGCGGACAGAUCUGGCGCACGCCCGACGGCGGCAAGACGUGGGCGCGCACCUUUGCCCAUUCCAACACUGACUGGACGGGCUUGGCCUACAACUCGGACUGGGGCGCCCUUCUUGCCGUUGGCUACUUCUUCAACGACACCGGCGGCGCAGGCGCGAUGGCCCUCUCGUGGGAUAUGGGCGGCCAGUGGUUGCUCUCUAGUCCGCUGGACAAGGCCCACAUGUUCGACCGUGUCGUUCCUGGCACGCCCUCCUUGUGA
Molecule: messenger RNA, 1044 nt
Organism: Acanthamoeba castellanii str. Neff
Lineage: Eukaryota; Discosea; Longamoebia; Acanthamoebidae
Product: BNR/Aspbox repeat domain containing protein
Exons: 3
Coding region: 1-1044 (347 amino acids)
Molecular function (GO): protein binding
Source: RefSeq, a predicted model, not a curated record